AUGAUGCCUUUAAGACCAUCGAAGAGCGCCAUGCGCGCCCUGCAAUAUCAGAGGUAUAUGACCUCCAGCAGGAGAGUCUUCACCUCGGCGUCGAUGGCGGCCGCCAAUUCGCCCCACCGCUUCGCUACUCAGAAACGAAGCAAAAGCACCGCAACAGCCGCUGCUACGGAGUCCAGGCCCGUUCCCAGCCCGGCCUUCAACCAGGAACCUCACCGGAAUGAGGUCUCGCCGUUGCAAUCCCGCAAUGCUCCCGAGUUGGACGACUCAUUCGUCGGCCUGAGUGGCGGAGAGAUCUUCCACGAAAUGAUGCUGAGACUCGGCGUGAAGCAUGUCUUCGGUUACCCCGGUGGCGCUAUCCUUCCCGUGUUCGAUGCCAUUUACAACUCCAAACACUUUGACUUCGUCCUUCCCCGCCACGAGCAGGGCGCCGGCCACAUGGCGGAGGGUUACGCCCGCGCCUCGGGAUUGCCCGGUGUCGUCCUUGUGACCUCCGGCCCCGGUGCCACCAACGUGAUCACCCCGAUGCAAGAUGCCCUGUCCGAUGGUACCCCCAUGGUGGUCUUCUGCGGUCAGGUCCCCACCGGCCUGAUCGGUACCGAUUCCUUCCAGGAGGCCGACGUGAUCGGAAUCUCCCGCGCGUGCACCAAGUGGAAUGUCAUGGUCAAGUCCGUCGCCGAGCUCCCCCGCCGCAUCCAUGAGGCCUUCGAGAUCGCCACCUCUGGCCGCCCCGGCCCCGUGCUGGUCGAUCUGCCCAAGGAUGUCACCGCCGGCAUCCUCCGCAAGCCCAUCCCCAUGAACAGCACCAUCCCCUCCCUGCCGAGCGCAGCGACCCUGGCGGCUCGCGAGCUGGGCCAGAAGCAGCUCCAGGGCGCCAUCGACCGUGUCGCCCGCCUGGUGAACGUCUCCAAGAAGCCCAUCCUGUACGUGGGCCAAGGUCUGCUCGCCGGCCCCGGUGGCCCCGCGAUCCUGAAGGAACUGGCCGACAAGGCGUGCAUCCCCGUCACGACGACCCUGCAGGGUCUGGGUGGAUACGACGAACUCGACCCGAAGGCCUUGCACAUGCUCGGUAUGCACGGGUCCGCCUAUGCCAACAUGGCCAUGCAGGAGGCCGAUCUGAUCAUCGCCAUCGGUGCCCGGUUCGACGAUCGCGUGACGGGUAACAUCUCCAAGUUCGCCCCCCAGGCGAAGCUGGCCGCCUCCGAAGGCCGCGGUGGUAUCGUCCACUUCGAGAUCAUGCCCAAGAACAUCAACAAGGUCGUCCAGGCCAACGAGGCCGUGGAGGGCGAUUGCGCCGACAACAUCCGCCUCCUGCUCCCGCACGUCAAGGCCGUGCCCGAGCGUCCGGAGUGGUUUGACCAGAUCAACCACUGGAAGUCGCGCUUCCCCUUCUCCCUCUACGAUCCCCAGGACCCCAACGGCCCCAUCAAGCCCCAGUACCUGAUCGAGAAGCUCAGUGAGCUCACGGCGCACAUCAAGGACCGCACCGUGGUCUCGACCGGUGUCGGCCAGCAUCAGAUGUGGGCGGCCCAGCACUUCCGCUGGCGCCACCCCCGCACCAUGAUCACCUCCGGUGGUCUGGGUACGAUGGGCUACGGUCUCCCCGCCGCCAUCGGUGCCAAGGUGGCGCGCCCGGAGGCUCUGGUCAUCGACAUCGACGGUGACGCGUCCUUCAACAUGACCCUGACCGAGCUGUCGACGGCGGCCCAGUUCAACAUCGGCGUCAAGGUGCUGCUGCUGAACAACGAGGAGCAGGGCAUGGUGACGCAGUGGCAGAACCUGUUCUACGAAGACCGUUAUUCGCACACGCACCAGAAGAACCCCGAUUUCGUGCCCCUGGCCCAGUCCAUGGGUGUCCAGGCCGACCGCCUCACCAAGCCCUCCGAGAUCGAGGAGAAACUGAAGUGGCUGAUCGAGAGCGAUGGCCCGGCCCUGCUUGAGGUCUUCACGGACCGCAAGGUCCCCGUGCUGCCCAUGGUGCCCUCCGGCAGCGCUCUGCACGAGUUCCUCGUGUACGAUGAAGCCAAGGAGCAAGAGCGGAAAGCUCUGAUGAGGAGCCGCAAUGUGAAAUUUUAA
Molecule: messenger RNA, 2073 nt
Organism: Aspergillus campestris IBT 28561
Lineage: Eukaryota; Fungi; Ascomycota; Eurotiomycetes; Eurotiales; Aspergillaceae
Product: acetolactate synthase catalytic subunit
Exons: 5
Coding region: 1-2073 (690 amino acids)
Biological process (GO): L-valine biosynthetic process
Cellular component (GO): mitochondrion; acetolactate synthase complex
Molecular function (GO): magnesium ion binding; thiamine pyrophosphate binding; flavin adenine dinucleotide binding
Source: RefSeq, a predicted model, not a curated record